AUGGCUGGUCCCGGCGGCGGUCCCCCUCGUCGAAGCCACACCAAGUCUCGCAAGGGCUGUGACACUUGCAAGCGCCGGCACAUCCGAUGUGACGAGCUUCCCCAGUGCCGCAACUGCACCAAGCACAAGAUCCGAUGUCCCUACAACGACAUGCCCGUUCCGGAGAAUCGUGCUGCGAGCCCCGACAAGCCUGAUCUCAUGUGGACUCCUCAGAUUGAGGCCGACAUUGAGCAGUGGCAGAGGACGGGUGUCUUCCCUUUCCCCAACCUCAACAUCUACCCUGCUCCUUCUCCUCAGGCUUACAGCCUGGAGGAGUUGCGUCUCAUUCAUCAUGUCGCCUCCAUCUGCAGUGAACUCGACACGAUCGACGCCAACAACUUCACCAUCUGGACCCGUCAAAUGCCCAUCAUCCUCCAAGUCGGUGCUACCAACCGAUAUGUCAUGCACUCUUUGUUGGCCUUCUCUGCCAUGCACAUUGCCUUCCUCACGGAUUGCCCUCUCGUCGGCAACAUGGCUUAUGAGCACCGCGGUAUCGCCCUCAAGGGCCUGCAGGAGGCUAUCGGGUCCUUUUCUCGUGAGACGUCGGACGCUGUUCUCGCUGCUUCUCUCGUCCUUUCGUGGCAGGCCACGGAUUGGCGCAGCUGGACCCAGCUCAUGCAAGGAACCUCUUCGGUUAUUGAUGCUAUGGAGCCCUGGAAGCACGAAUCCAGGUUCGGCGAUUUCAUCGCUGAGAGCAGCACCUUCCCAACCGCUCCUCCAUCGCCCACUCCUGACCACAAGCCUAACCAGCCAAGCAAGGAAGACAUUGAUGCGUACCAGCGAACUCUGCAGCAACUCCAAAAGGUUGAGACGUACCUCAAGCAAGGCAAGCACGACUUCAAGUCGAUCCAGCAGCUCAUCACCUUCCUCAAGGGCUCUCGCAAGGUCAGCCCUACUCUCUCCGUCGCCCAGCAGUUUGAGAGGCUGCGACCCUUGAGGACGUGGUUGUUUUGGCUUCCGGUGAAGUACCUCCAGGAUUCGCGCGGGUCGGCUACCUCGCUUGUGACCAUUGCCCACUACUACACAGUGGCUUUGCUCAUGGAGCGCCUCUUCCCCGAGAUUGGUGCUGCCUACUUUGGGAGCCUCACCCUCGGGCCGGUCGAGGACAUUGCCCGCGCACUGCUGGCCAUGACUAACGCCGACGACGGCUCCAAGGAGGCACAAACCCCACUGACGCUGAUGGAGUUCCCCAUCGAGACAGUCAACGAGUUCCGCUCCAGGAUGGGAUGGAUGCACCCGGCCCGUACGCCCUCGUUUCCUCAGUUCAACCCUCCCAACUUCUACCUGGACGAGGCCCCCGUUGCCAUCCCUCCUGUCUCGGGACCGUACCUGCCUUAUGGAAGCCCGGCCUUCAGCUACAGCACCGAGUCGCUUCCCAUGCUCACCACUGAGGCGGCCGGCGCCACGGCAACCAGUAGCGCGGCUGUGAGCCCGUUGAUGCUGUCGUCGUCGUCGUUCAACAACCAGCAGUAUCUGAACAUUCCCUCUCCAUCAUAUGCAGCUGGUGGUCUCAGCCCUGCCUCGUCCACCUUUGAGGGCUCCUUCACGUACAGCGAUACGGAGGACUACGGAACCUAUGAGUUCAACGCAAUGCCACCCGUCUACGGCGGAUCGAGCGGCAGCAAUCUUGGCGUCGGGUUUGUCACUCCCAUCUAUCAAGCCGUGUGGAUCUAA
Molecule: messenger RNA, 1713 nt
Organism: Parascedosporium putredinis
Lineage: Eukaryota; Fungi; Ascomycota; Sordariomycetes; Microascales; Microascaceae
Source: the annotation of a GenBank genome assembly